UCCUCCUGAGUCAGAGAAGAAUGGACUUUACAGGGGGUGCUCCAGAAGGCCAUGGGGUUAUAUAAAUCCCAGGGCAGAGAGGAGGAGGAAAGGGAGAGUCAAGACAAGCAGAUGAUGGCAGGAGAGCCAGAGACCCAGCAGCCAAAGAACCAUGAGGAGGAGGUCACAUUUGGAGGCCAGGGAUUUGCUGAGAACGACCCUGAGGGUCUCACUUGCCGCUCCAAGAGCAUGCCAGAAUGUCUGACCCGGGUACCCUGGCUUCUCCUGCUUCUCAUCUCUCUGGGCCUCUUUGUGCUGAUGUUGGCCAUCCUGGUUCAAGUUUCCAGGGUUCGUGCAUCCCCACAGGGACAGAUCCCAGGUCAGCAGGGGAGCUCCAGCGUGGUUGCUGUUCCUCAUGCGCAGACACACAGCUUGGAGCAGAUCCAGCAGCAGCUGACUCAGAUCAAUGCCUCGCUGGCUGUCCUGUGCCGGCCCUGCCCCUGGGACUGGGAGCUCUUCCAGGGAAGCUGCUACCUCUUCUCCAGGACUCUGGGCAGCUGGGGAGCCUCGGCCACCUCCUGCCAGGAUCUGGGUGCCCACCUGGUGAUUAUCAACAGUGUUGAAGAGCAGCUCUUUCUCAAAUACUGGCACAUCAGAAAGAAUGAACGCUCCUGGAUUGGCCUCAGCGAUCACAGACAUGAAGGUUCCUGGCAGUGGGUGGAUGACACCCCCCUCAGACUCAGCUUCUGGCAAGAGGGGGAGCCCAAUAACGAAGGGGAUGAGGACUGCGUGGAGCUGGCAGAAGAUAAAUGGAAUGACAGAAGAUGUACCGCAAACAACUUCUGGGUGUGUGAGCAGCCCUCGGCUCCCUGCCCUCGUCACUGAGGGUCUGGGCUUCCCCUGGACAUGCAGGCAACUCAGGGGCACUCUGCUCUACUUCUAGCCACCUUGUUCACCCCCAGUGUCCCUGCUCUGAGUCCUUCGGGAUCCAGAGAGAGUCCCUGAGAUACCCUCCCCUGCAGCUCUUCCCUCUUCUUCUGUGGAUGAUCUCAGUUGUUCUUCCCAGUCACACACGCAUGGAUCUGGGGUGUGGCUCAAUGGCACACAGUUUGCCUAGCAUGAGUGGGUCUCUGAGUUCCAUCCCUAGCACUAAAAUAAAUGAACAAACAAAUAAUUAAAUUCACACAUGGUCUGAUGUGUUCCAUUCAGUGGAUUACCUAUUCCUGG
Molecule: messenger RNA, 1206 nt
Organism: Peromyscus leucopus (white-footed mouse)
Lineage: Eukaryota; Metazoa; Chordata; Mammalia; Rodentia; Cricetidae
Product: CD209 antigen-like protein E
Exons: 8
Coding region: 52-864 (270 amino acids)
Source: RefSeq, a predicted model, not a curated record